ACACACACACCACAGAUCUUGACACAUAGACAUAUUUCUGUCGAGACAACUGAUGGACUUGAUUGACAGAUGGAGGAAUGUACCUGGGUGAGAGGUGUUCCACCUGUCGCAGGGGGCGGAGCCAAGUAGGUGAGCGGACUUUAAUUAGAGAGAGGAGAAGCAGAAGGCAGAAGCGCACAGAGGCUUGUGGAGAAAGCUCCAGGAACUGCUUGUGUAGAGCGAAUACGGACUUCCAGAAUGAACAGGAAAAAGGACACCGGACAUCAGGGAAAUGACCUGGCUGUGCUGGCCAGCCGUCUGCAGGAGUAUUCAGACAAAGUGGAAAAGAACCUACUCCAUGCUGAAGAGCUGCUAAAUGAGGACGCAGAGAAAGGGAGACGCGGCCUUUCUCUGACUCUGCGCAUCAAGGCGGCGGAUAAUCUGGCCGAGGCAGAGACACUGCUUAAGCAGCUGUUCAUGGAUGUGGACAAAGCAAAGAAACUGCAUCACCCCCAAGUUUCUGAAAUUGAACUGGAUGUGAGUCAUCUCCAUGACCGCUGGUCUAACGACUGCAGGAAGUAUCGGGAUCUGUACAAGCAAGGUCUGGAGAUUGAACACUCACCACAGGUCAAAUGGACUGAGCUGCUUUCUUCCAAACAGAGGCAGAUCCAGUGCGAGGAAUACGGCCCAAACCUAUCUGAUGUGGAAAAGCAGAUAGCGACCCACAACAUCCUCCAUAAAGAGAUAGAAUCAUACCGCUCUCAGCUGGACUCAGGGGACGUGACUCUGUACUCUCGUCUCAUCGACGAGUCUCAGAAGCGUAAGACCAAUCUGUCCUCUCUGUACGACUUCAUCUUGCGCUGUAAUAAGCAGUCCAGCUAUCUGACCGAGCAGCAGGACCGGAUCCGUAAAACCGACUGGAGUGACCUGAUCAGGGACGUGACCGGUUUGCGCUCCGACUGUGAUAGGUUGAAGAGCAACGGCAUUCUGACCCAUGAGACUGAAGUUAAAAAGCUGCGGGAUGAAGCAGAAGGUCUGGUGAACAGAAAGCAUCCUGCGUCCAAGGCUAUUAAGAAUCAUAAUGCUGAAUUACAGAAGCAGUGGCAUCAGUUCCUCAACCUCUGCACCUGCCAGGAGGCCCAUCUGGACAACGUGGACAUUUACAAAAAGUUCCAGCUGGAAUCCGAGACGGUCUCCGAGUCUAUGAAGAGAAUCAACAGCACCAUGGAGCCGUCAGUGCUGUCCAACAUGAGCAACUCUCAGAUCCUCUUGCAGCUUGAGGGAGAGGAGAGAGCGGUUCAGAGGAACGAGCGCAGACUGAUCGAGCUGAAAGAGCUUUGUGACAAAGUUCCCCCUCUGCCACAACGCAGGGCUCAGUAUGGCAACUGUUCUGUGGUGGCCCUGUGUGACUGGAAGACCGAUAAGGCCUCAAUAAAUCGCAGGGAGAAAUACACUCUGUUGUCCAGCCCGAGGGAUGAAACAUGGGAGGUGAAGAACAACCUUGGAGAGACAAAACAUAUUCCUGGAGUAUGCUUCGUCAUUCCUCCUCCUGACAGAGAAGCCAUUGAACGGAUCAAGAGCCUGGAACAUGAAUUCGCUGGGCUGAAGAGAAGGAGAACAUCUCUGCAGGCUUCUGUAAAGACGCAGAAUGUGGAGGUAGUAAAAGUCGUUCAAAGGUCCACUUCCUUGUCCCACACCGAAGUGACCGUGUCGAGCUCUGUGGAGGAAACUCGCUCCAAUCCCCUGACUAACCGUGUGGACCGACUCAUCGCUGAUCUCCUUCAGCUAGAGAAAGAGGUGAUCGAGAGGUUGAGAGCUUCGCUGUCUCAAGCUGAUCACACCGGAGACCUUGCAGGCCGAAUCCGGGACCACGAGAGGGCUGUCAAGACUCUGAAAAAUCUGGAGGCAGAGAAAGCUUUGAUUCAAAAGGAAAUCGAGCCUCUUCUAUCCGCUAGAUCUCUCAACCCGUCCACCGUGUCCUACUCUUCUAAACUCAGCUUGGCCAAAAACAAGAUUGAAGACCUCACCCUCCUCACUGACCUCUAUGGCAAAAAGGCCCAUGCUGUUAUGACUUUGGAGAACCAAAUUAAGUAUGUAGGCAUGGCUCUGAUAGAGCUUGAGGAAAACCUGGCCCGAGACACGAUCAUCCUCGACAAGCCUGGUGCCAUUCAGGAGCACAUUAACAUGCUAGAGAACAUUGAGAAUGAUUUUGUAGCCCAUAAGGAAGACAUCCAGAAACUGAACAAGGAUCUCGAGAACACCAAGCAGCUGUGUGGUCAUCUGCAGAAGAGUUUUCAGGAGUACUGCCCUGACAUUUACCGACAGGAGACAGAGGUUAGAAGCCUCAGGAACCGUUAUGCUAACGUCAACAACCAGCUACAGCAGAGGCUGGAGCUGAUGUUGGAGUUGACUAAUAAGUACUCCAGUUUUAAGAGCAUCGUCCGUUCCAUCAACCUCUUCCUCAACGACUUGCCAAGCAACAAGCUGUUAUCCGAAGACACCAUGACUCAAAUCAGUGCCAAGCAGAACUCGGAGAAGUGGGCCGUUGAAGAACUGAAGAGAAAAUCAGAUGAUAUUAACCAACUUUUGUCUCUCUCUCAUGAGCUGCAAAACAUCCUCAUGGAAUACGAGGCCAUUACCUACAGGUACCGCAACACUAUUGUUCACUAUGAACAAACCGAUAUGAAAAAAUGGCACUCUCUCACGUUUGCCGAAGCGAUCCAGAACAAGGAAAGAAGCAUCGUGAAGCGAUACCAUGAACUGUUGGCAGAGCACAUGCAGCUUCUUUACAAAAUGGGACUGGCCAGGAGCAUCAUCAGUAAGAAGGAAGUAAUUGUGAACAAGGUAGUGGUGUACCAGCAGAGUCAAACGGAUGAGGUGGAUGGCCUGAAAAAGGAGCUGACAGAUGAGAUCUCCAGACGCAUUCAUACCGAAAAUGAAAUCGAAUCAUACCGAACUAGGCGGAUGUCUCUCAAAAACCGGCGUGGAGUCGAGCGAGUGGAAGAGAAAGAGACAGUGCAGUACUACCGCAAUCCCAACCUGGAGGUCGACCUUAGAAAUAUGAAGAAAUCCAUUGAGGAAGAGAUCUCGAAACACUCUGUACUUCAACGUGAGAUUGAAGUAGUCAAUAAGAAACUAAUCACCGUGGACCAUAAAAUGACCAACGUCAAACCAAAGCUGUGUAACAAGGUGAUGACUGAGUUUGCAAGGGAUCCUGUACUGGAAAAGGAGGCAGUAUUCAUCAGAGAAGAGAUGCGGAAGAUAAGAGAAGAAAUCAGAAUUCGGGAAACUGACAUAGUGCAGAGAAGCACGGAAAUCACUAUCUUGAUGAAUAAGCCACCAAUAAUCAGAGAAAGAGUGAUAAAGAAGGAGGUGGUGAGAGUGGAAAGAAAUCCCGAGAUGCUGAAAGCUGUAAGUAAGUUGAAGGAGGAAAUAACUGAGAUCGAACUCAGAUCCAAAAGUUUCAGCGAGGAAAUCUUUCUCUUGCGAAGUCAGAUCAACAAACUGGAGAUACUGAUCCCCACUAUCCAACCUCAGGUAGUCAUAAAGGAGAUAGUGAAGGUAGAACAAGACCAAGAGCUCGUAAAUGAGUCCAGGAUUCUCCGUACAAGCCUGGAGCAAAUAAGCCAUGAAAUAAAUAUCUUGAUAACAGAAAUUAGCACCCUAAAAACACGAUAUAGUCAAGUAGAGACAGUGACACAAAGGAUUGAAGUCAAGGAGAUCGUUCAUGAAAUCUAUAGAGUUAGCCCUGAAACUGAGGCAAUUAUAAGGCAAUUGAAAAAAGAGAUUCAGGAAUGGUAUGCAAAGCGUGCCGAAGCAGAGAGUAGGAUAACCGUGGUGAUGGUAGACCUUAACAGUUUGCGUUCCGAGAAACCCCGUGUGGAAAUAAAAGAAGUUGUAAAUGAAAUUAUAAAAGAAGAGAGGAGUCCAGAAAUGAUUCAGGAGAUAACGAGGCUGAAACAAAAACUGGUCCUCCUGCAGGCUGCCUACCAAACUACGCUGGAACAACUGACCAUUAUACGCAAAGAGAGAGAGGAAUGGAAGGUAGAGCGAUCCAAGGUUCAGCUACAAGUUGUUACAAGGGAAGUGAUCAGAUACGAGAACGAUCCUCUUCUGGAGAAAGAGGUUGAACGAUUGAGAAAAAUGCUACAAGAAGAACUUCAGCUCUGUCGCAUCGUAGAAGAAAACCUCUAUGAUCUUCACCAGAAGUACACCGUGCUUGAGACACAGAAAGUCGAAGAGAAAAUUAUAUACAAAGAAGUUAUAAUUGUCCAGAAGGACCAAAACCAGAUUAUUAUGUAUGAACAGUUGAAAAAAAAUCUUGAGGUGGAAAGCAAGUCUCGUUUGGAAAUAGAGACUGAAGUGAGGAAAUGGAGAGCCAUUGUUUUGGAAUUGGAACAGAGAAUGACUCAGACGAUAGAUGUUCGCCAACAGAAGAUCCUCGUGGAGACAGAACUUAGGCAAAUCAGGUCUCGUAUUCAUGAAUUUGAGAGCGCACCACCUCCUGAGGAGAAGGUCAUUAUUGAGGAGGUCAUAAAAAUAGAAAGAGAUGCCAAAAUGGACUUGCUAAUUAAGGAUCUUCGUACUGAGAUCGAAGAGGCGAACGCCAAGGUCAUUUCCAUGGAAAGGGAUAUUCGAAACCUGAAAGUACAAAUAGAUGUCCUUUCCAAGGAAAAAUCUGUGGAGAAGAUAGUCUAUAAGGAGGUAAUCAGGCUUGAGAGAGACCAAACUGUAGAGAUUCAGAGAGAUCGUCUGAGAGCUGAAUUGUUACAACUCAGGAGCGCGAUACGAAAUAAGGAGGAGGAAAUCCAGCAAGUGAGCGUUAAGUUUACUCGUAUCCAAACCUCAGUGACCAGUUGCUCCAGAGAGGAGACCACACUUAUCUCAAACAGGGAUGCACUUCUGAGAGAGAGGGAGGAACAUAUUCGGAUGCUGAAGAAAUUGGAAACUGAAAGGCAGGAGAUCACUAUAUCCUUUCAGAAUGAGACCAAAUUACUAAGUGAGAAGUCUCAAAUAUACAAACAAAAGGUCUUAAAGCUGGAGACUGAGAUACAGAGUAUAGAAAAGGAAAUCCUUUCUGUAAAAGAACAAAUACAUCAAAGGGAGACCACCAUCAUUCAACUGCGGGAGGCCUUGAAAAAGGAGGAUCAAUCUGAGACGCACACAACAGAAACUACAAAAAAGACCAAAAUUACAAUUCUGCAUCCGGAGACUGGAAAAGAUAUGUCACCUUAUGAUGCCUAUAUGCAAGGUAUUAUCGACCGAAGCCAUUAUAUCCACUUGCAGACACUUGAGUGCAGUUGGGAGGAAAUCACAAGUUCUGGGCCUGAUGGUGAAACCUCCAUUUUAAGGGAUUGCAAGAGUGGGAAGAUGUACUCCAUCAAAGAGGCACUGAAAGAAGGCAGAUUGACCCAGUAUGAUCUUCAGCAGUAUAAACAGGGCAAAAUUCCCAUCUCAGAGUUUUCUCUAAAGGUUGCAGGAGAAAAACAAACAAGUAUAGUGACCUUGCAUGAAAAACAGAUGUCAAGCUCAACCUCAUCCUCAACCUCUGUAAACAGCUACGGCUUUAACUCUUUAACACGUAAAAGCUCUUUAUCCUCAAGCACUAGCAAUUUAAGCAGCACCACCUAUGUGGAGGACACCUUACCAAUUUCUGGUGUUCUGGACACCACAACUAAAGGUAACAUGUCUUUGAGAAGUGCCAUGACUCGUAAAUUGAUUGAUCCAGAAACGGCUCUGAAGCUUCUUGAAGCACAAGCAGCCACAGGAGGGAUUAUUGACCUUAACCAAAAGGAACGCUACUCGGUCCACAAGGCUACAGAACGUGGCCUCAUUGAAGCAAGUCACAUGAGCAGGCUCCUCAGUGCCCAAAAGGCCUUUACAGGUUUCGAGGACCCCGUAACCAAAGAGCGCCUGCCAGUAUGGACUGCAGCUCAGAGAGGAUGGAUCUCAAAUGAGAAUGCCAGGUGGUCCAUGGAAGUCCAACAUCUCACAGGUGGCCUGGUAGACCCCAACAAAGCCGGUCGGAUUAGCUUACAAAUGGCCAUUUCUGCUAAACUGAUCGACGAAAAAACAGCUAAAGAGAUCGAAGAUGAUGGCAAAAUGCUGAAGGAUUUGAUCAACCCUAUUACAAAGUCUAGAAUGACAUACAAGGAAGCCAUGGCACUGUGCAAGAAGGAUUCGUCUUCUGGACUCCUCCUGCUCCCAGUAGCAUCUACUGACUCCAAUGAUUACAGCUCAUUUUCCAGCAGCCAUGCCUCUUCAUUCGUUAGGAGAAAGUAAUGCUUACAUUUAGACAAAAAAAAAAAUUAACCUGUUUGUGUAGUUUGUGUUGUCUGAUUUAACGCUAUAUGCUCAGACAACGAAGGGUCUUUGGGUUACUUAACUCCAUUUGGAUUAUUUUAGUGAGUGUAAUGAUUUGGGGUAAACCUUUCUUUGGUGUUGUUCUUUUCCAUCAUUUUUUGUUUGAAUUCAUAAUAUGGCAACUUUCAAUAAACAAGAUCUAUUUACGCCA
Tachysurus fulvidraco (yellow catfish) is the source of this 6493-nucleotide messenger RNA. Its product is annotated as envoplakin-like. Gene Ontology annotation, biological process: wound healing; intermediate filament cytoskeleton organization. Gene Ontology annotation, cellular component: intermediate filament; cytoskeleton; cytoplasm. The coding region runs from base 238 to 6261 and encodes 2007 amino acids. The record is from RefSeq and is a predicted model, not a curated record. Lineage: Eukaryota; Metazoa; Chordata; Actinopteri; Siluriformes; Bagridae. The transcript is spliced from 21 exons. Gene Ontology annotation, molecular function: structural molecule activity; cadherin binding.